AUGAUAGUCCUGAGGCAGGAAAGUGGUGGUUUCCGUUCCUACAGAUUCAUAUUACAGGAUUUGGAAUUUGAUGCGGACGAACUGACGAGGCAGGAUGUGAUCUGCGGAUUAACCUACGCAAAGCCAGCUUCAACAGUUUCAAGUGAUUCCACUGGUAAAGUGGCCGAGUCAGCUAUGAUCAGAGAUAUGGCUUCCGCAGCUGAUGCUGUGACAAAAAUAUACGUAUGCGCAACGAUGUGGCAUGAGACGGCAGUUGAGAUGACGUGCAUGCUGAAGAGUAUAUUCCGUUUGGAUGAGGAUCAGUGCGCCAGAAGAAAUGCACAGAAAUAUCUCAAAGUAUGA
Messenger RNA from Gongylonema pulchrum, 342 nucleotides. NCBI's taxonomy places the organism in Eukaryota, Metazoa, Nematoda, Chromadorea, Rhabditida, Gongylonematidae. The record is from the annotation of a GenBank genome assembly.